AUGGCCCGUACCAAGCAAACCGCCCGUAAGUCGACUGGAGGAAAGGCGCCCAGGAAACAGCUGGCCACUAAAGCCGCACGUAAAAGCGCACCCGCUACCGGAGGAGUUAAGAAACCACAUCGUUACCGGCCUGGAACUGUUGCUCUCCGUGAAAUCCGUCGUUACCAGAAGAGCACGGAACUGUUGAUCCGCAAAUUGCCGUUCCAACGUCUGGUACGUGAGAUAGCGCAGGACUUCAAGACCGACCUGCGUUUCCAGAGCUCCGCUGUCAUGGCGUUGCAGGAAGCCAGCGAGGCGUACUUGGUGGGUCUGUUUGAAGAUACCAAUCUGUGCGCCAUCCACGCCAAACGAGUCACCAUCAUGCCGAAGGACAUCCAAUUGGCUCGUCGUAUUCGUGGAGAACGUGCUUAG
This is a messenger RNA of Macrosiphum euphorbiae (potato aphid), 411 nucleotides long. The record is from the annotation of a GenBank genome assembly. Lineage: Eukaryota; Metazoa; Arthropoda; Insecta; Hemiptera; Aphididae.